Molecule: messenger RNA, 2474 nt
Organism: Pongo pygmaeus (Bornean orangutan)
Lineage: Eukaryota; Metazoa; Chordata; Mammalia; Primates; Hominidae
Gene: OPN5
Product: opsin 5
Exons: 9
Coding region: 388-1614 (408 amino acids)
Biological process (GO): G protein-coupled receptor signaling pathway; visual perception
Cellular component (GO): membrane
Molecular function (GO): G protein-coupled receptor activity
Source: RefSeq, a predicted model, not a curated record
CCCCUUUCAAAACAAAUAGUAACAAUCAUGCCAAAGGAAUGACCCUUCCAAAGGAAGUUUUAACAUCAGCGGCAUACUUUAUCUGAAGAACAACACGCGACUCCAAGUUUCAGGAUGAGGGAUAUCAUGUGACUUUUAUUUUUGCAGAGAGCCCAUCAAAGACUGUGUAAACCUUUUAAAACUCCAAUUCAAAAGAAACAGUACUAAGACCUGUGUAUUUGAGAAAUUCCUCAAUGCUCAAGAUUUCAUCCAGAAGCAUAAAUGAGCAAAUAGAAAGUAUGGAUUUGGGGUGGUGAUGAGAAAUAAUGAAAUUGCUUUCUGCUCUAGGAAACUUGAGAAACAAACCUUCCCGUGGAUGUGCCUAUUCCCUCGUGGUUCGAGAACAGAAUGGCGUUAAAUCACACUGCCCUGCCUCAGGACGAGCGCCUGCCACAUUACCUUCGAGAUGGGGAUCCCUUUGCUUCCAAACUUUCUUGGGAAGCGGAUUUAGUGGCUGGCUUUUACCUGACAAUAAUUGGGAUUCUGUCCACAUUUGGAAAUGGAUAUGUCCUUUAUAUGUCUUCUAGACGAAAGAAGAAGCUGAGACCCGCUGAAAUAAUGACUAUCAAUUUAGCAGUCUGUGAUCUGGGGAUUUCAGUUGUAGGCAAGCCGUUCACCAUCAUCUCUUGCUUUUGUCACCGCUGGGUGUUUGGCUGGAUCGGCUGUCGCUGGUAUGGAUGGGCUGGAUUUUUCUUUGGCUGUGGAAGCCUUAUCACCAUGACUGCUGUCAGCCUGGAUCGAUACUUGAAAAUCUGCUAUUUAUCUUAUGGGGUUUGGCUGAAAAGAAAGCACGCCUACAUCUGCCUGGCAGCCAUCUGGGCCUAUGCUUCCUUCUGGACCACCAUGCCCUUGGUAGGUCUGGGGGACUACGUACCUGAGCCCUUUGGAACCUCGUGCACCCUGGACUGGUGGCUGGCCCAGGCCUCGGUAGGGGGCCAGGUUUUCAUCCUGAACAUCCUCUUCUUCUGCCUCUUGCUCCCAACGGCUGUGAUUGUGUUCUCCUAUGUAAAGAUCAUUGCCAAGGUUAAGUCCUCUUCCAAAGAAGUAGCUCAUUUCGACAGUCGGAUCCAUAGCAGCCAUGUGCUGGAAAUGAAACUGACAAAGGUAGCGAUGUUGAUUUGUGCUGGAUUCCUGAUUGCCUGGAUUCCUUAUGCAGUGGUAUCUGUGUGGUCAGCUUUUGGAAGCCCAGACUCCAUUCCCAUACAGCUCUCUGUGGUGCCAACCCUACUUGCAAAAUCUGCAGCGAUGUACAAUCCCAUCAUUUACCAAGUUAUUGAUUACAAAUUUGCCUGUUGCCAAACUGGUGGUUUGAAAGCAACCAAGAAGAAGUCUCUGGAAGGCUUCAGGCUGCACACCGUAACCUCAGUCAGGAAGUCUUCUGCUGUGCUGGAAAUUCAUGAAGAGGACAAAGGGAGAUUAUGGCAUCAGCUAUCUUGCGGGGAGAAUUCUGAGAUGACAGCCUCCAGUGGAACACUAGGGACAAAGGCCCAUUCACCUCUUCAAGAAACCAGGGAAGGGGAAAGUGAAGCUGUUGGUGGGAAUAACAAAUGUUCUGGUUGUGAAGAGUGCAUCUGAAGUGCUUACACAGCGUCUGGCACAUGCAGAGAAAUUAACUUACAAAUGUUAUUUUUCUGACUUCUCGCCUCCACUCCACUUACCCUGUCAGGAAAAAAUAAUUCACAAAGAAUAUCAAAACAAUGAUGCACCCUAGGAUUAUCCAAGUAUCUUAGCUGAGUUAUCUCACUCUAGUAUAGUGGCAGAGUUACAACUAGAGAGUGCUAGAAACCCAUGCUUUAAACAUCCUGCAGUGCACACCUCAGUCUCGUCAGUAAGGACCUCACUUUCUUCUGAACUGAGGCUUGUGAAAGCUGGCCUGGAAAGCCUGAUUCAAGGAGAUCAGGCUGUGUCUCUGAUUGGAGCAGCCACACUCCACAUCUGUAAUUUGAUUUAUUCUAUUGCAGAUGAUGUACUGGGCAGAGGUGAGUGUGGAUUGGUGAAAAUCUGUUUUUAUGACUGGCAAAGCAGUGCAGGGGGGUCUUUCACUGAUAAGAAGCAUCAUCAGUAGGGUUUGUCCCUGAUGCCUUUACCACAGCAUCUGAACACCUCUCAAGUUUUUCAAGGUCAGCUCCAGUUUCAGUGAGGAGAGUGUGGGCUUUCUAUUCCCCAAAUAUUCUUACUACAGUUAAUGUGUAGGUUACUGCCCCAGCCUAACUGCAGGUUUCCAGAUGUGAGUUCCAUGUAGGCAGAAACUGUCCAGUUCUUGAAAUUGAAUUACUUCCUUGUGUAUGUGUUUUUUUUCCUGCUUAAAGCUCUUUGGGAUGCUUCCUCUCAAAAGUCUUUGAAGAAUAAGAGGUUAAGCUAAGACAACCUGAAUCAAUUUUUUUUUGUAAAAAUGCGAUCGAAAUUAUCCCCAUAAUUCAAUAAAAUAGCUUUUU